Messenger RNA from Bemisia tabaci, 5852 nucleotides. RefSeq names its product protein lin-9 homolog. The record is from RefSeq and is a predicted model, not a curated record. Gene Ontology annotation, cellular component: transcription repressor complex; nucleoplasm. Gene Ontology annotation, molecular function: DNA binding. Lineage: Eukaryota; Metazoa; Arthropoda; Insecta; Hemiptera; Aleyrodidae. Gene Ontology annotation, biological process: regulation of transcription by RNA polymerase II; reproductive process; DNA-templated transcription.
CAUACCUCAUCAUUGACAGAAUAAGAUACUCAUUCUACAAAUGAAAAAUGAGUAAGAAAAUUAAAGUAUUUUUUCAUCAAGAUGACUAAUUUAAACCAUAGUUUUACAGAUAAUGACAACAACACAACAACAAAGACAACAAAUCUUACAUAUAACACAAAACAAAUCUUAUAUUUCUUAACAAAUCUUAUAUACAUAUAGGUAAUCAGCCAUUUUAGCACUGUUUUGCACAACACACACUUGGAGCACCCAUUGCGCAGUCAUUUCAAAGACCUCGGACUUUCGAAUUCCGAAAUGAAAUUUUAAACUGCCCGCAUUUGCGUGUGAUGCGACUCUAAGUUUCACUGUGAUUGGUGGAAAACUCACAAGGCCACGAUCAUGGCCAAUCACAUUUCGUCUCUUUCCCUCCUCUUUCUUCCAUGGGAGCCAUACGUGUUUACCGUUCCGUUUCGUAAACCAAAAUGGCGGGAGUUGUUUCAGAUGUUUUCCAGCGAUGUAUCAAGCAAAUGUUUGGAAUUUAUCGCGUUUGAAUUUGCUGUUGACAACGAAAAAUGUGAUCAUGAAAAUUACAGUCAUCGCGGGACGAUUUUUUCUUAGUUAAAUCCCUCAUGGUGAAUGUGUUGUGACCGGAAAGUUUGCUAAAUAUCCAGUUCGUGUGACUUUCUUUUUACCCUCUGAUCGUAUUAUCACUCGUGCGGUAUCAUGAAUUUGAAGAAAACGGUGAAAACCGAGCCGCAAGACGAGGAGAUGGAACUAGGGCCAGCAAUUUUUGGUUUAAAGCGAGUCGGAACCGAGGAUGAAACGGCUCAUAAGGAAGAUGAGUCCAGCACCCCCUCUGCCAGCCCAGCUUUAAACAACAGAGGUAUGCCUGCUCGGAUCAGGAAAAAGAACAAAUUGUUCUACGAUGAAGACAUGUUCAAUGCCUCAACGGUAGGUGUCAAAAGGCAGUCUCGAAAUUCGAUUAAAGCCUCCCCCAAAAAACCUGCAACCCCAGCUAAAGCAAAACAAACACCAACAUCCACUCCGAAGAGUACUCCGAGGAUAGUCCCAAAGAGUACCCCAAAAUCUGCGAGGUCCCCUCCAGAGAUGGUGAAAGAAACUUCAAAUCUUGAAGGCAAGGGUGAGUCAGCUAGUAGGAAGACAGGACACAAAAUAGGUAUGAAAUUACGGAACCUUUUAAAAUUACCGAAAGCACACAAAUGGGUUUGUCACGAGUGGUUUUACAGUAAUCUCGAUGUUCCCCUGUUUUUAGGAGAUAAUGAUUUCCUUAUAUGUAUUAGAGAAUCUUUCCCUGAGUUGAAAACUACUAAGCUAUCCAGACCUCAAUGGCGCAUGAUGCGAAGAAUGAUGGGAAAACCACGAAGGUGUUCUCAAACGUUCUUUGAUGAAGAAAGACGUGAAAUAGAAAGGAGACGGAACAAUAUUCGUUCUCUUCAACAGCGGAAGGCGUGUGAUAUUUCAUGUUUCAAAGGAUUACCCCCUGAGAUUCCUUUGCAACUAGUUCUAGGAACAAAAGUCACUGCACGUCUCCGAAAACCACAAGAUGGUCUGUUUACAGGCAUUAUCGAUGCCUUAGACACCUCUAACAAUACUUACAGAAUUACUUUUGAAAGAGGAGGAUUAGGUACACAUUCCAUACCUGAUUAUGAAGUAUUGUCAAAUGAUCCACCAGAUACUAUUUCAAUAAGUAGUUACCUGCACAAAAUUCGCCCUCCUCAAUCCAACUCGGCAAUGUCUGUAGAUUCGGAUAGUUUAUCAUCAAGAGAUGUAGAAAGCGGAGGUAAAUUAAAUCAGUUAAUCUCACCGGGCGGCACCAUGGGAGGAUAUCGAGUAGAGCACUUAGAAUCAAUGGUGCGUCUUAAUAAACUCUUAGCCGUGAAGAAACUACGAAUCCAGCAUUUAAAGGAAAUGAACUCUGAUGCCGAGAGGAGAAAUUUAUACGGGCGCCCACUCUCCCAUGAGUUCAAAAUUCAUUAUGCUAGCUGUGUUAUUGAACUUGAGCAGCUAAACACUGCUUUGAAAGACACUUUAACUGUACUGCAAUCAUUUGUUUUAAACAAUCCAGAGAAAGAGCAACAAAUGCAACAGAUUGAAUCAUGUCCGCAAGUAGCCGCAGAAAUUGUAGAGAAGAAUAAUAGCGAUGCCAAAAACAAGGUUAAUGAUGAAUCUAUGAUUAACUUAAUUGUUGAUUUGACUUCUUUAUUACUUCAAGUAAAAAUUUUAAUAAACUCUGAUGAAAGUUCUGUUGAGUCUAAAAUCGUGAAAAACUCGAUAUCUGACGUCAAGCAGAGAUUAGAUCCGGUCAACCAAAUGGUGUUCGAGAAUAAUGUAGAGGUUCAUCUGCGUCACAUUCAAGCUGGGGUAUCAAACCAUGUAAAUUCACCUUUCAUUUUCCCGUUUCAGUCAUAAAAAGGCAAUUACACCCUAGCCCUCUGUUCACCAAUUGGCAUUUUUUUCCGAUAGCAAAGACAUUUCGCAGACUUGCAUUGUACACCGAUUUUGGAUCUCCUCUUUGACAUGAUGAAGCUUUGUUUUGAAAACUCAUUGAAGAAGAUAAUUUUAAAAGUAACAACUGGUUUCCUCCUACCGUCUGUAUUGCUAAGUGAAUUGGGCCAUCAAAAUUGUAUUUCUAUUAUAGCUGGCUUAGACACUUACCAGUGAAGAAUGAAACUGAGAUUUUAAUAAAUUAGGAAUGAUUAUUGUCAGAAUCUGCCAGUAACUUUCAUUGAUGUUAAUAGUUUCUGAAUAAAUCCAUUUUGAAAGUAGUAAUUAUAUACUAUACCUGUGUUUAAGACAAAGCCAUCUCACUGUAAGCACUGAACUACUCCUAAAGAAUCAGUGAAUAAGGAUGGGCCAGGUUCUCAGUAAUAUUUUUACCCUGACUUGUAAGUUGUACCUGAACAUGCUAAAACUAAAGGCUUCGAAAAGGCUUCUUGAUGACCCCAUUUUACACCCUUGGUCAAUGAGAGAACCGAAAAAGGCAUCGAUGUGUCACUUUGAGAGCCCAAGUUUGUGCAUGAAGAACAGCUUUCUACAAAUCAAAUAUUAAAUGGGAGAAACUUAGAUGUAGACUUCUGUGUGAGUUUUUGAAAAUGCUUUCUCAGGACUAAAGGCAAGAUCUUGAUAUUUUGUUGUAGCCGUUGUCCAUCUUUCUUGUGUGAACUUUGUUUAAGCUUGCCUUCAUGGUGAAAUUGUAGAAAUGUGUAUUUUAGUUCGCAGCAUUGCAGACUUUUUGUGAUCUUUUAUUUUCUUCAUUCUAACGUCAUUUCUUGAGAAGUUUGGUAAUUUUUCUUCUCUAUCUAAUGGAUAUGCUGUGACAAUUUCAAACUAUGAUGUUAGUUUGGUCUCCUUCAACAAAAGAAUAAAAUAAGAGUGGAGGUAUUGCAACACCGCAACCACGAUACGCAUUUUUGCAGUUUUACCGUCAGUCUGUUAAUGUGAUGGAAAAUCUUCAGUUCUAAUUUAAUUCUAAAUCUUAAUGACAGCCUCUAAGCUGUUAUUAAAUUACAUCAAGCACAAGAAAGAAUUUGAGAUCUAUUGCAAUACUACAGGAUUGUAAUCUAAAUUCUUCGAUUGUCUUGGAUUAUGUUGAUAAUUCUAAGUAUGAGAAGCAAGGGUAUCAAGCAAUGGGUGAUGCAAAAGUUCAGUUCUGCUCAAACGUUCCACAAUAAGUCGGAAAAAGGUAGCUUAAAAUCUUGAAUUUCAUCUGAUGUAUUUUAUGUGCAGCCCCCAAUGCUUCAAUAUAGAUUCCAGAAUUGUCCAACACUGAUAUGAAUGUCUGAUGCCAAAAAAGUAGAAGUCCAGAAAUAAAAUUUUUCUUUAAGAAGCAAACUUCGCCAUUGAGUGGCAUCUUCCUCUCAAAAGAAAAGACAGAUACUUUGCUGUGCUUAGAUACUUCUCUUUGCUUAUUCUUUAAUAUGUAGAGAAUAGCAUUUUCUCAAUUUCCUAGGCUUUCAUUUCUUGCCUAAUAAAAUGCAGUCAAAUCUGUUUGUGACAAAGUGGACUUCUGCUUUUUUUGCAUGAUACGUUGCUAACAAUUUUAAAUUAUUUUGUAGUUUAACGUUUGUUUCUCUGUUGAUCUCUAUAUUUUAGUUGUCCUUGAGUCAAAGAUUUCAAUUAUAUUUUUUUAAAUUUGCAAUGAUUGUAGAAUUGUAUUUUGACGGUUUGAACUAAUAGAUCAGCAACAAAUAUUAAGAUCUGCAUUCCUUUCUAUAUGUUAUAUUAUCAGCAAUAUCGCCCAUUGGAAAACACAGGGUAUGACUUAAUCCACUGAGGUAGUGUGUGCAAGGACUUCUUCCCCUUUGCUUUUAUCGGUGUUUUGGGUCAAGCAACCAGUGCAAAUCUAUCACUCUUAGAUAAAAUCAAGAUAGAAAAAACCAUGACAUGCACUGCUGCGGUGGAUGGUGUUGUACGCUGUGUUUUUCAAUGAGCAAUAAGUACCCCUGUUAAUAUUGGACAUUUAAGCUUGGCAUUUGAACUGGUUUUAAUAUUUUUCGGUUAUCUAUUAGCUUAAACCAUAAAAACAAGAUUCUUUGACUAGCGCAACUGACCUAUUUAAAACUCGCCACAACCAUUUUUUUGGUUCGAGGAUUUCAAAAUCCUUUGAAGAAAUUUUGAUACUUAUCUUGUUAAUAAAUAUCUCUUGUCACCUUUUGUAAGGAUUUCAUAGUGCUUACUUGUUAAUUAUCACCAUCACAUUUGAGUAGGUUAUUUAAUGUCCAACCAUGCUGAAGGGAAUUUAAUGAAAAAUCUAAUUCUUUUACAAAUGCUUUCAAAACUAAGUACCCUAUCUACUGUGCAAUGUAAUGAAAUUGCUGUAAUUAACAAGUGCAAUUGAAAAAGAAAUGUCUUUUUUAGUUUUUUAAUCAGCAACCUCUCUUGAUUUUGUCCUCAAAACCAGUUUUUUUUUUUUUAGAUUUUUCACUCUCAUAUCCAUAGGGUCCCAAGGUUACUAACUUUUGGAUUGAAUGGUCACGUCACAUCAUACACAGCAUUUAUGAUAGUACCAUCUCCAUCAGUUGUCUGUUUUAUAUCUUCCUUCUUUUUUUUUCUCCCUGUCAGUGACCCGUUUUCUCAACAAACAUGUAUUGAGUGAUGAAGCCUAUAAAGUCAAUUUGUGAAUCUUUCGUUUCUUCAUACCGGCCUUGGUUCAAUUGAUCUCGCAGUCGACUGGAUUUAAUUGUUGUUUUCCUUUUUUCCUCCCUUGUAGUGUUGGAUUUCUCAUCAAAAAAACCUCCAAAAAUACAGAUGGCUUUUGAAAAUAAGUCAGGCAAGUUGAGUCAGGUAUCAGUCAAUGGCAGUCGAUCUUAUUUUUAAAACACUGCUUCAUUUUUCAGAAUUUGAAGCAGUGCCUAGUUCUGCCUUUCAUUUGUUUACCUGCAUGUCCCUUCAUGUCUCUGUCUCUCCUAUGCUAAUUCAAUACUAGAAAAAGAAAAUUGUAUCAUAAAUUUCCCAGAGCCUUUAGUGUUGAAAGUGAGGGUUCUCUUAGUCCAUAUGUACCAUUUACUUAGUAAGUUAAAUCGACCAAUUGUUAAGAUGUACCUACCAAUACAGUUGUUGAUUGUUUUAUGAUAAUAAUUUACUUGUGAGUUAAAAGGUUUUUAGCUUUGUAUAUAAGAAAUACUUGUAUUAUAUCUACUACAGUAGCUCAAAUUAUUUUUGAGGAAGAUUUUGUGUGCAUCUCUUUUUUUAAAUUCAGUGAUUACGAUACAUUUAACUAUGAAUUGUUUUUACAAAUUGAUUUCUCAAAAGUCCUCUCAUCAUUCUCUGAAGAAACAAUGAAAAUUAUUCUUCUCUUGUCAUCAAAAAUUGUAAUUAUUGAGUUUAAAAUUAAAUGGUCAAUCAUCGAUUCA